ACUAAAACUCAUAAAAAGUUGUACCCCGUCCACACUGCUAUAAAAAAUACUCUACUCACUGUAGCACUAACAAAAUUUUCUAAAUAAAGACUUUAUGUGAGUCUUGGGUCUUCGACAAUAAUCCGUCAAUGGAAGACGAAGGAGAAAAAAGAAAGUCAGAGGAUAACAACGACGUUUUUUCGGAAGCAGCAAAGAAGAAGCAAAAAGAAGAGAUGAAAACGGAGGAGGUAGCGGAAGAGGAAGUGGAAGAAUUCUUCGCUAUAUUACGGAGAAUACAGGUUGCCGUUAAGUAUUUCAGUAAAGACGUUGACGGAGCUAGUGGUAGUGGUGGACGGAAAAUGACGGUGGAUAUUGACCGGAAAUGCUCCGACGAAAUUGUUGGCGAUAACGAAGAGAAGAAAGAGAAAGAUGAUGAUCAAGAGAACAAGGGGUUUGAUGAGAAAGAUGAUGAUCAAGAGAAUAAGGGGUUUGAUCUUAAUAUGGACCCUUGUGAUCCUCAUGAUCAGAAUAGUUCCGGUGAAGACAGUAGUACAUGCAAGAUGCUUCUCAAGGCGUCUAUCGGUUUAAACUGUUGUAAUUAAUGAAUAUCAAGCAGUAAGUGUUUAGACGAACUGGUCUACAAUAGUUUGCUUUGGGGAUUUUGUUUUUACCUUGCCAUAUUCUGGGAUGUCUUGUAACAUGGUUUUCUAAUUUGUAUGCUGCGGCGUUGUUCAUGAAUGAUCAAAUGAUGUUGUUAUU
Messenger RNA from Lycium ferocissimum, 738 nucleotides. RefSeq lists its product as uncharacterized. The transcript is spliced from 3 exons. The record is from RefSeq and is a predicted model, not a curated record. NCBI's taxonomy places the organism in Eukaryota, Viridiplantae, Streptophyta, Magnoliopsida, Solanales, Solanaceae. Gene Ontology annotation, biological process: regulation of systemic acquired resistance. The coding region runs from base 129 to 581 and encodes 150 amino acids.